UGUGGUGCCAAUUUCACGGUGGUGAAAUCUUUGUGAGGGUGGAGACAAACAAUUAUGAAUACAAAAUGGCGGUCCAAUUUUUACUGAAGUUGCUUUCGGAGAAGUCGAUAAUUUACUUGUUUAAAUGAGUCAACAUAAUUGUUGACGAUGAAUAAAACCAUUUCUUUAAGCAAUACAGUCUUCAAGUAUCGUUUCCCGCCAAAUUGGGAAACACAGGAAAUCAAGAGCCUGAAAUCUGUAAAGUUAACUGAUCGCGAUGUCGUCGUUUUUGGGGUGGUAUUUAAGUUGGAUAAACCAAGAAAAACGAGAGGAACAGACAUGAUCUUAAGCUUUUCCCUCGUAGAUCAAUCCUUUCCGGAUGAAUAUCUACCAGUUAGCUGUGUCUGUUUUCAAAAAACUACAGAAGACAUGCCUAGAAUAAACAAAGUGGGUCAGAUUGUAAAAAUGCCAAUGCGUGUAAAUAAAUACGAACUACGGCCUCAAUUACGAACAUACGAUAUUGAGUCACCUUGGUUGGUGUUUGAAAGCGACGAGGAUGUGCCACCAGUCUGUUCAAAGGCUGGUAACCCGACUGUCACGAAAGAUGAUUUAGAUAAAGUCGCAAAAUUAAAAAAUUGGAUGUCGUGUUCGUGGUACUCGUGGUGGUACUACGAAGUUGGCCGUUUUUCAAACAAAGAUGUAGGUCCAACUGAUAUCGUUGCAUCUUCUUCUGAAAUCGUAGAUGACGAAGCAACCUCGAAGACAUCAGAACGAGAUGUCGAAAUGAUUAGGGAGAAAUUAUGCGAUUGUGAUCAGGAGCCAGAAGUAAAGAUUGAAGAUACGGAUAUAUCACUAACUGGAAAAAUUGAUAGAGUGGAUCCUCGUCAUCCUGUUCAAUUUCUCGCAGCGUUCUGUGAUCAUUGCAAAGAGCGUUUUCAAAUGAAAGAACUGUGCAUCAAGAAACUCACUGAAGUGUUUUGCCCUCGAUGUGCUAAACAUUUGUCUCUGUCACUGUUCCUUCACAUUGAGUUUAAAGAUGACUGUGGUGUGGGUUACCAUGUUGUGUUGGCAGACGAAACUGCAAAAAUUUUCACUAAGACUGAUCCCUUUAAGUUACUCACGGAGAAAGACGAACAAGAGCGCUUGAGAAGUUUUCUUGUUUCAAAAGAGAUAAGAAAUAUAAAAUAUGACAUCUGUAUUCGAGAAUGUGGGAAAGUGAAAGGAAAGCCUGUGUACGUUCUACUUAAACUAUCAACACAGCGAAAGGUCGUAGCAACUAAAGUGAUACAGGGGAUAUAUCAUUCACUGGCAAAAUUGCUACUGUGGAUCCUCGUCAUCCUGUUCAAUUUCUCGCAGCGUUCUGUGAUCAUUGCAAAGAGCGUUUUCAAAUGAAAGAACUGUGCAUCAAGAAACUCACUAAAUUGUUUUGCCCUCGAUGUGCUAAACAUUUGUCUCUAUCACUGUUCCUUCACAUUGAGUUUAAAGAUGACUGUGGUGUGGGUUGACUUUUAUACUUUCUUUGUGAUGGUUAAAGACAGUAAAAUAGUAAUAAACAGUUAAUAAUUG
Xenia sp. Carnegie-2017 is the source of this 1545-nucleotide messenger RNA. RefSeq lists its product as uncharacterized. Gene Ontology annotation, biological process: regulation of telomere maintenance via telomerase; telomere capping. Gene Ontology annotation, cellular component: chromosome, telomeric region; nuclear telomere cap complex. Bases 148 to 1371 code for a protein of 407 amino acids. Lineage: Eukaryota; Metazoa; Cnidaria; Anthozoa; Malacalcyonacea; Xeniidae. The transcript is spliced from 3 exons. The record is from RefSeq and is a predicted model, not a curated record. Gene Ontology annotation, molecular function: G-rich strand telomeric DNA binding; telomerase inhibitor activity.